Molecule: messenger RNA, 2139 nt
Organism: Malassezia restricta
Lineage: Eukaryota; Fungi; Basidiomycota; Malasseziomycetes; Malasseziales; Malasseziaceae
Exons: 2
Coding region: 1-2139 (712 amino acids)
Source: RefSeq, a predicted model, not a curated record
AUGACUGAAGACCUGCCUACCAAAGACGUGUCUCCUGCUCCCGGUCAUCAUGGUAACCUCAAUGCCGACCAAAAAUCGAAGUUAUCUUUUAUGUGGGACCUUGUUUUUACCGUGCUGAAUCACCCCGACAAAGCAGUAAAGGGCGAGUUCAGCGAGGAAGACGAGCUGGGUCAUCACGAUGCCCAUCUUUCUAAGCAAGAUCAACAGAAGCAGGCCAAGUCCUUGAAGGAGGAGCAAGAGGCACUUCGGGAAUUGUUUGCGACUCACGGGGUGGAAGAGUUUCAUGACCAACUCUGGUUCUUGUUUGGUCCCGAUAUUCCUGACAUGAUCAUGCUCAAGUUUCUUCGUGCUCGCAAGUGGAAUGUGCAUCGUGCAUUUGCAAUGCUGUGUAAGUGUGUUAAGUGGCGCAUCGAAAGCGAUGUGAUGGGUAUAGUUGCCAAAGGUGAUUUGGGACUGUCAAGGGAAGACCCGGCAUACGCCAGCCAGGGUCCUGCAGAGAAAGUAUACUCUCUAGGUUAUUCGGAUAAAAACGUCAUGCCUGUGAUCAUGAUUCAUGUGAAAAACCAUAUCGCUGCUACCCAGCCGGCAGAAACAAUGACAAAGUUCGUCAUUUCUGCCGCCGAGACCUUCCGAACCCUUGUCGUUUAUCCGAAUGACAAAGUCAUUGUUGUUUUUGACAUGUCUGGAUUUGGCAUGAGAAACAUGGAUUGGCAUUCAUUAAUGACCGUCUUAAAGAUCCUGGAGGGAUACUACCCGGAAACAUUGGCAAAGCUAUAUAUUUAUCGGGCCCCAUGGAUUUUUCAAGGUAUUUGGAAGGCUAUCAACCCUCUUCUCGAUCCAGAAAUCCGUAAUAAAAUCAAUUUUUGCAAUAAGUCCGACGAAUUGGACGUCGUACCGCAGCAUAUUUGUGAAGACACUAUCGGAGGAGAUCAGGUCGAUGUCGUCAAGUGGGUCGAGCCGCAGCCCGGUGAAAAGGAAGGUCUUGAUCGCAAUGAUCCCAAGCGUCAAGAAAUGUGGAAAUCUUAUCGCGACAUAUCUCGGGACUACGAAGAAGUCACGAAAAAGUGGAUCAUUUCGGAUGGUCAGGAUGACAGACUGAAUGCGGAACGUGAUCAACAAUCCAAGCGACUCCGCUUAAAGUAUAUUGAAUUAGAACCUUUUUUACGUGCCAGGUCGAUGUAUCAACGAGCAGGAAUUAUAAACGAAGAUCUUCUUUUGCAAUUUACCUACAAGCAAAAAGAUGGUCGCGUACUUAGACAAGUGACUGGUGCAGAUUAUGCCCGUCCUGCUUUAGCAAAAGCUGUUGAUGCGUAUACCAAGAGAUCGGAGGAGUCCAGGUGGUCUACUGUGUCUGGAAAUGAUAUUGCAUCCAAGGAGAAAUCUGGGAUGAAAGCUGGCGUGACAGUUGCUACAGGCUCAGAAAAUUUUGCAGCUCGUCCGCCCCAGAGCAAAAAUGACGCUGCCAAUCAACAUGUCCAAACAAGUAAUGUCAUGACUGGCCAACAUCAACAUGUGUCGGCCGAAAAUCCUUAUGAUCGUGCCCAGAAAAGCCGCUCCAGUUUGUCAGUGGAAGCGCGAGAAAAUCGUCUGCCAGAAUCCAACAUGGUUGGCAGUGCUGAUACAACUAGCGCUUGCGCUAAUGUUUCGGACAAUGCAACUAAGCAAUCGAUUGAUCAGUCUCAAACUUCCGAGAUGUUUAAUGCCAAUCGACAGUACCGCCCCCGCGGUGGUUCGAAUGCUCCUUCAAUCGUUUCAUCUAUGAGCGACGACGUGUUUGUGGAUGCUGAUGACUUUGAAGAGCACGAUUCAAGUGUCACAAACGGCCUGCGUGAAAUAGGUGCAGGAGAAUCUGGUGACCCACAUACUGUUGGCGACAGCUGGCACAAUCAAAUCAAGCGAAGCUCCGGUGUGCCUGAUCGCAGCAAAGGUAUUCCUGCUCAUUCGAAUGGUCGUGGUUCUCAGCACAUGGAUGCUGAGAAUGAUCAGCUGGCGGGAUUUCCUAACCUUGCUCACUCCGAAAAAUUAGAAGAAAUCGCGGAUAACAACGAGAAAAUGCGUGAACCCUUUGACCCCACUGCUGGGCGUAAAAAACCCAGCCUUCUCUCUCGUUUGAUGUGUUGCGGUGGGACAACAGAAUAA